This is a messenger RNA of Penicillium lagena, 1080 nucleotides long. RefSeq names its product ankyrin repeat domain-containing protein. Lineage: Eukaryota; Fungi; Ascomycota; Eurotiomycetes; Eurotiales; Aspergillaceae. The coding region runs from base 1 to 1080 and encodes 359 amino acids. The transcript has a single exon. Gene Ontology annotation, biological process: RNA processing. Gene Ontology annotation, molecular function: protein binding; RNA nuclease activity; RNA binding. The record is from RefSeq and is a predicted model, not a curated record.
AUGAAAACCUUCCCUGAAGCCGACGUUAUUUGGUGGAAUGCAACCGACUACUACAUUCAAUGUCCAUUCUGUGACGAAGUUCAUCGCCACGGCCUAAAUUGGAAGGCACAGAAGUUGAGAUAUUCACACUGCGAAAAGAUGGAGAGUUAUCUGUGUUGCUUCCCCUUGAAUGAUCAAGGUGAGGUUGCGUACGAAAUCGACAAGAGACGAGGACGAUAUAACAAUAUUUGUGUUUCGCAUGAUAGUGUUAGGGAGGAAAACGAUGAUGUUGAUCGUCUGGCGAUCCAGUUAGCUCAAAAGGCUACGGUUGCAGCACAAGGAGAAGAAAAAUUUGCGAGUAUUCACGAAGACUCGAAGGAGGUCGUCACCAUCAAUCCAGGACACGGAAUUGACCCAUUUGAACAGAAAAGAAUUCUGGAACCGAUCAGCGACUGUGCCAACGGGGAUGUAAAAGCGGUGCAGAACUACCUGGAGACCUCUAGUGAAGCCAACCUGUUCGUUCGGGGCCGAUAUUCCGAUGGUCGAACAAACCUUAUCAUCGCAGCAGUUGAGCAGAGCUCGGCGAUGAUAUCGCUUCUCAUUAAGCAUGGGGCUGAAGUAAAUGCUGUUACAAAUAGUGCAAGGACUGCGUUAAUGGAGGCAGCGCUCUUUGGUUGGGUCGACAAUGUGAAGAUUCUCCUCAAAAACAAUGCAGACAAAAAUAUUCGAGAUAGCGAAAAUCGACGGGCCAUUGAUCUUGCUCGAGACAAUUACAAAACCAGACGAGAGAGACACGAUCGUACCGGAGGCAAUUUCAUGACUUCAUCUUAUCGACGACUAGGUUGUAACGAGGACACAUUCCAAAGGGACAUUGAUCGUCAGGAAAUUGUACGCCUCCUCGGGGGGAGAACCGGAAGUCAAAAAAUGUUUUUGGGAAGCCUCCCACAUUAUUUCUGUCGAAGUCCUACUCUUUCAAACCCUCGCGAAUGCAAGACUCGCUUGUGUUAUACGGGCCGAUUGAAGAAUAUCCAAUUAGCCGAAGUUGGAAGACGGUGGCGCGGCUGGAACGAGGCGGGAAAUUCCCUUCCGUUGGCGCUAUGA